This is a messenger RNA of Mesitornis unicolor (brown roatelo), 1278 nucleotides long. RefSeq names its product vasoactive intestinal polypeptide receptor 1-like. The coding region runs from base 1 to 1278 and encodes 425 amino acids. Gene Ontology annotation, biological process: adenylate cyclase-modulating G protein-coupled receptor signaling pathway; cell surface receptor signaling pathway. Gene Ontology annotation, cellular component: plasma membrane. Gene Ontology annotation, molecular function: peptide hormone binding; vasoactive intestinal polypeptide receptor activity; G protein-coupled peptide receptor activity. NCBI's taxonomy places the organism in Eukaryota, Metazoa, Chordata, Aves, Mesitornithiformes, Mesitornithidae. The record is from RefSeq and is a predicted model, not a curated record. The transcript is spliced from 13 exons.
AUGGGGGGCCCAUGGCAGCCCUCCAGAACCCGCACACUGCUGCUCCUGGUGCUCGCGCUCCGCACACUUCAGGUGCAAGCGACACAUCCCGACUGCUCCAUUGUCCUCUAUUUCCAAGAGCAAGAAGCCGAAUGCCUGGAGAUCAUCAGGAGGGAAAGCCAAAUGCCAGCCACCCCUGGACCUCAUGAGGGCUGUUUGACCGAGUGGGAUGGAGUGAGCUGCUGGUCGGCCCUGCCCGUCGGCCAGUCCCGAGCCGUUGCCUGUCCCGAUGUCCUCCACAUCUUCAAGAAGUCCAAAGCGCUGAUCUGGAGGAACUGCACCGCGUCGGGAUGGAGCAUCCCCAGCCCCCCCUACUACAACGCCUGUGAGCUGGAGGCCAUUGGCCCCAACAAUGACACCGAGACCAAGAAAGGCUAUUUUGUCACCAUGAAGGUGCUUUACACCUGCGGCUACUCCACCUCCCUGGCAGCCCUGUUCCUGGCCAUCGGCAUCUUCUCCUGCUUCAGGAAGCUGCACUGCACCAGGAACUCCAUCCACAUCCACUUCUUCACGUCCUUCAUACUGCGUGGGGCUGCCGUGUUCAUCAAGGAUGCUGUCCUCUUCUCAGAUGAGUCCGUUGACCACUGCACCAUGUCGACGGUGAACUGCAAAGCAGCCAUCGCCUUCUUCCAGUACUCAGUCCUGGCCAACUUCUACUGGCUGCUGGUGGAGGGCAUGUACCUGCAGACCCUGCUGCUGCUCACCUUCACCUCCGACAAGAGCUACAUCUGGUGGUACAUCCUCAUCGGCUGGGGUGUCCCCAUGCUGAUGGUCUGCAUCUGGGUGGUCACCAGGCUGCAGUACGACAACCACGGGUGCUGGGACGACUAUACCAGUCUCUACUGGUGGGUGAUCAAGGCUCCCAUCCUCUUGGCCAUAUUUGUGAACUUCCUCAUCUUCCUCAACGUCACCAGGAUGUUAGCGCACAAGAUCCGCUCCCCGGACAUCAGCAAAAACUACAAGCAGCAGUACAUGAGGCUGACCAAGUCCACGCUGCUCCUCAUCCCUCUCUUCGGGGUCCACUACGUGGUGUUCGCGCUCUUCCCUGAGCACAUCGGCGUGGAUGCCCGGCUGUACUUUGAGCUGGUCCUCGGCUCCUACCAGGGGUUUCUGGUGGCUCUGCUGUACUGCUUCCUCAAUGGAGAGGUCCAGGCUGAGAUCAAGAGGAACUGGGGCAAGUGGCAGUCGUCCAUGGAGAGCAACGUCUUCAACCUGGUGACCCAAGACUUCACUGCAUGA